GCAAUUCCAAGCUCAAAUAAGUGCUCGGUGGUAUUCAAAUGGAGCAUUGAAUUACUACAGCUUAUCGUUAAUCCUAUCCUUGAUGAAGGAUUAGUGAUUUUAAAGUCCCCGAGAUUUUCUUCAGGUUCCAGAUUUAACGACUCUUGGUUUUUGAAUUUAAGUGUUCCCGUCGUAGAUGCAGAAUUUAAAGAAUUUGUUUAUGCGGGAUUAAACAUGGCCGACAGCGAAAUCCCAGAAACAACUGCCGAAUAUUAUGUGUAUAUUCUGAAUAAAGACAAUGAAAAAUGUGGAGUUAAGAAGAAAUGCUGCGACAAUUUUCAACGUCGAUCAGGCUACAGCUAUUUUAAAGUUAUGCACAUAAAUGAAUUAUUGGAAAAGCAAGAUGAUUACUUUUCCAAUGAUAUGUUGACACUCUGUGUAGAGGUUAUUUCAGUUCACGAUGAUAAUGCCUGGAAUGCUAAUCACAUCUCACUGGAUGAUGAACAUGUGCAUGGAGAUAAAAUCUUCCCAGAAUUAAGAAAUUCUUACAGUAUGUCAAGUUAUGUAGAUCCGGAUACCAAUGACACGUGCUUAAUUGUAUCAGGUGGUGAGAAUUUGAAAACCUAUAAUGCAGAUUCUGAAAUUUGGAAGUUUAAUUUGACAUCUUUAAAAUAUGGGAUUUUCUUGGUGAAUUUGGAGACUUGGAACACCAAUGUUACUUCCGUCGCUGGGCUUGCGUCACUCCAAGAGCACGUAUUUAGUCGGAAAGUUUACUCAGCUUGGACCAGAAUUCCAACGUUAGUGGAUAUUUGUUGGGAUGCCGUGCUAUAUUAUCACCCAAAUUUGCCAAAUGAAUCCAAGGAUAUUGUUCAAAUCAAAUUUGGAAUUCCUUGGAAUUUUCUUCAAGAAAAAAUUAAAUAA
This is a messenger RNA of Cotesia congregata, 900 nucleotides long. Lineage: Eukaryota; Metazoa; Arthropoda; Insecta; Hymenoptera; Braconidae. The record is from the annotation of a GenBank genome assembly.